Messenger RNA from Neocloeon triangulifer, 4192 nucleotides. RefSeq names its product ecdysone-induced protein 78C (gene Eip78C). The transcript has 8 exons. The record is from RefSeq and is a predicted model, not a curated record. Gene Ontology annotation, biological process: regulation of DNA-templated transcription. Gene Ontology annotation, molecular function: zinc ion binding; nuclear receptor activity; sequence-specific DNA binding. The coding region runs from base 81 to 1613 and encodes 510 amino acids. NCBI's taxonomy places the organism in Eukaryota, Metazoa, Arthropoda, Insecta, Ephemeroptera, Baetidae.
GAGUGCGAGGAGCGACUCGCUCGAGUCUUGGCGCGCCGCGAGUGUGAUGAGCGCGAGGGCCGCGUCCAGCAGGGCCCGCCAUGAACGUGUUCCACAGCCUGGCCCACGAGGAGCUGCAGAUCAACUCGUCCGACGACCACCAGACGGUCGUCUCGUUCGACACCAACGCCGACUUCGGACUUGCCUUCUUCGACCAGCCGCAACAGUCGCCGCCGCCCGAGUCGCCUUCGAGCUCGGCGCCGUCCGUUUCCUCCACCGUCGGACACUUGGAGCAGCAGGGCCUCAAGUUGGUCUCCAGCACCACCUCUGCCAACACCAGCAACGCAGAACAACAGUUAUCAGCAGCUGCGGACUCGAGUCCGGCCAAAUCGUUCGUGCCGUGCAAAGUUUGCGGCGAUAAAGCAUCGGGCUACCACUACGGAGUGACAUCUUGCGAAGGAUGCAAGGGGUUCUUCAGGAGGAGCAUCCAAAAACAAAUUGAGUAUCGCUGUCUUCGCGACGGCAAAUGCCUGGUGAUAAGACUAAACAGGAAUCGCUGCCAGUACUGUAGAUUCAGGAAAUGUCUUGCUGUGGGAAUGUCCAGAGACUCCGUGCGCUACGGCCGGGUGCCGAAGCGGAGUCGCGAGCGCAGCGGCAGCGACGACUCGUCGACGGCGGUUUCCUCUCUGUCGCCGCCAACACCGACGACGCCAGUGACGCUGCAGCCGUUGGCCAUCGUCAAGCCCGACCCCGAAAGCAGCAGCAGUGGCAGCAACAGUCCGCCGGUCGUCCGGAGCAACUCAACGGACACGGCCUCGUCCUCUUCGCCGCCGCCCCUGCUCCUCACAGACUCCGUCUCGGAAGUCAUCCUUUCCGUCUCUCAGGCGUAUCACUUGCACUGGACCGACGAAAGCAACGCAAACCAACCUCUGAAGCCGCUUCUCAUCGUGGAAAGCAUGGAGAGUGGUGACGCCGAAGGCAAUCCGUCAAGUCCAACGUCAACGUGCAGUGAAGUGACCGUAAGGGCGGCGCUCUGGCAGCAGCUGGCCGACAUCAUCACCCCGAGCGUGCAGAAGGUGGUCGAAUUUGCCAAACGAAUACCAGGCUUUUCUUCGCUCAACCAAGACGACCAACUAAUUCUCAUCAAACUGGGCUUUCUGGAAGUGUGGCUAGCACACUGCGCGAGCAACCUGGCCCAAAGUGAGCAGACCCUGUGCUUCUCGGACGGAUCCUUUGCUUCGAGAUCGCAACUGGAGAUAAUUUACGACGUCGAAUUCGUCAACUCAUUAGUCUUGUUUUCCAACACGUUUAAUAACGCGGCGCCGAGCGCCACAGAAAUGGCCCUCCUGUUCUCGAUGAUUUUGCUUUCGCCUUCGAGGUGCGGCAUCACGGACAAGUGUUUGGUGCAGUCUCUUAGGGACAAACUGGCCGAGGCGCUCAAAUAUCAGGUGAUGCAGAAGAAUGGUGGUCAAGAGCGAGUGAACCAGCUCGUCGAGCUUCUCAAUGACCUCCACAGCCUAGGUGUAAAGCACACAGAGCACUUGUGCUGGCUGCGGCAGCACUGGAUGAAAAUCCAUCUGCCUCCGCUGUUUGCCGAGAUCUUCGACAUCCCGAAACUUGAAGACGACCUCUAGAGCGCGGUCAAUUACAAGUAUGUUCGUCACCGGUUCCGUUGCACCUUUAUUUUUUGUUGAGAUGUAUAUUUUUUGUUGAAAAUCAAUAAGUAAUUUAUGCUAUAUUGCCAUCAUGACAGAGCGAGGUUAAUUAAUUAUCGUUGUUGAUAUAUACUUUUUUACAAAAGUGUUUUUAAUUUAUAUAUUAUAAAGUCGCUCGUUUCAGGCAGAGGACUCGAGAUUGUUUAUUCAUAUUUAUACAUAUGGAUGUGGCAUUUUUUAUUACGCAUAUAUUUGGAUCAUGCAUAUGUAUUUACCCUCUGAAUGUGUUUCACUAUAAGGUGUUCGUUCGCUGAUAUUGUCAUUUCAGUGCUUGCAAAUCUUUAAUUCUUUUUAACUCCCCUUGAAAAUUCUCAAUCUACUUUCAGCGUUUUUUCUCGUUACAUUGUACAAUGCUUGAAAGUACCCUUUUCCUACAUAUCAAGACGGUUUGCGGUUUCCCAAGACUUUAUGCCAGGGUCCCCUUUAAUACUUGAACUUCUGUUGAUAUAUCAAAAGACAGAUAUAAAGCAGUUGAGGGGACUUUUCUGAAAAAUAUGACAGCUCACUGGACGACUGUGCGGAGGAAAAAAAAGGAAAUGGAAAAUUAUGCAAUAACACAAUGUGUAUCUUUAAGUGACGGGGUAUGUGUUUUAAUACGUCUUUAAGAAGGUGAAAAAGGAAAACGCGCUGUUUAAAAAUAUUGAUAUUAUGACUCUACAAUAGAGCUCUGUAAACUUAUGAUUAUCAGUAUGCACUACAAAGUACCUGCUAGUGAUUUUGAUUUGUCUAUUGCCUUUUCUACAAUCUUUUCUGUUCUGAAAUCGGUUUGCGGUAAAAAAAUUUAUUCCGUCAGACCCUCUUAAAUAACUCCCAAUAAUUAAUAUAAAAUAUUUGAAAUUUUAGGUUCAACUUAAAAAUUAAUGUAUUCCUUUUCAACUUGAUUACUUGCUAAUAAUUUCAAACAGGAGGGUCUUGCAGAGUUGCUUUGCGCGUGUGGGUGAUUUUAAAAUGACAUACGUUUAAUUUAUUUGCAAUUUUCUUCUGUGGAUGGCGCAAUUGACUCCCGUUGAUUUAAGAUUCAAAUGGAAAACGUUUUGAGUUUUAUGUGCUCUGUGAUUGCAUAUUGUGAAAUAGUGAGUAUUAUCUAUAGUGUAACUAAUAUAUAACUCAAUUCUUGAUUUAAAUCUAUCGGUUCGUCUCUCACUAUGUGCCUAUGAAAAUGUCAUACCUUGGGAAAGAAAAACUCAAAAAGUAUGUAAUAUGGUCGUUUCUGAAGAAAAAAAAUGAGAACAUAUCAAGAUAGGUAAUUAAAAAUUUCUAUGUGCAUGACUAACAAAGUGAAUAAGCUCUGGAGCUCCUUCAAAAAUUGUGGAAGUAAAAUCAACAAACACAAUCGCAUAAGAAAUUAAAUGUGAACUUCUGUGACUGGCGUGCAUUUGAGCGGUCUCUUUAUCACCUCUUUAUUGUUAAUUGUGUUCAGAUUCAAGAUCGUCGUGUUAAUUGGAAUGAAACCAAAUUAAAUUAUAGGACUCUAGGACUCAACAGUGAAGUAAUAAAUAGUUCAGAAGUUUCUCACAAAUAUUAUUGAAAGAGAAAAAAUACCAUUCCGAAAGAAUCCUCAAAUUUUGCUCACUUGCCCCUGUUGAAAAUUCUUAAAGUUGAAAAAUCGUGUUUUUCUAUGCCUACAGUGAUGUUGAAAAUAAUGUUUAUCUUUGUGUGUUAAAAUUUAAAUUUUGGCAUAAAUUCAAAUUUAAAAUUUUCUCCACAUUUUGAAGUUUGUCUUUUGGUGUAUAACAUUUUUCAUAAAUAUAAAUUGUGUUCAAAUGAUUGCUUUUAAAAGAUCUAACUUCGUCCGUAAUUGAUACAUGUAUAUUCCUUUUCCUUGCCGAUGUUGUCUGUUGCAAAUCUCAUUUUCAUAAGCAAAAAAAUAGACUAUAUAAAAUAUCAUCAUCAAUUUUUCCUUGAAUGGUUGUACAUUUGAUUAUAUAUUUAUUGUUGAUUAUUGUGUACUUAAAUGCAUUGCGCGCAUCAACUUUUAAAGUGGUAUAUAAAAGGAACUUUUAUCUCUAAUCAUAUAUUUGUACUUUAGACUGGUCGAAAAAGCACUGUGACGUCCAUUCAAGCAAUUCUGUAUACAUGCAAAAUAACCUCUCCUCGAAAAACUUUAAUGUUUUUACUUUGAAUCGAUUUCCAUGCAAGUUCCAAAAAAUGCAUACAAGUGUAGUAGAAAAAAGUAAAAAGAAAAAAAUAAUCUAAACCUCUAUACUUCUGCUGUGUGCUAGUGGCCUAAACGGACGGCAGACUUGUUUCCAGAAAAAAAGUACUUAGUCAAUCGUUGAUCAAAAUGCUUUCGCGUCGUGCGCUAUGAGAGUACAUACAUUAAUUGAGUAUAUGAUUAAUUAAUUAUCUGUUAAAUAUCUGAUAUCUAGUGCGAAAUUCUACUCAAACCUGGAUAGGAAACUAUAAAACAUAGUUAUGGCACAAAUGUUGUAGCACAAAAAUCAACGUAUUAAGAGGGAAAUUAAAGCAGAGUAUUAUUUAGCUAAAAAAAUGACAAA